This is a messenger RNA of Aspergillus versicolor CBS 583.65, 4398 nucleotides long. Its product is annotated as ubiquitin-binding TORC1 subunit KOG1. The transcript has 5 exons. Gene Ontology annotation, molecular function: protein-macromolecule adaptor activity; protein binding. Bases 1 to 4398 code for a protein of 1465 amino acids. The record is from RefSeq and is a predicted model, not a curated record. Lineage: Eukaryota; Fungi; Ascomycota; Eurotiomycetes; Eurotiales; Aspergillaceae. Gene Ontology annotation, biological process: cellular response to starvation; positive regulation of cell growth; TOR signaling. Gene Ontology annotation, cellular component: TORC1 complex; cytoplasm.
AUGGAGCAACGAGACACACCACCACAGCAGCAGCAACAGCCCGCGCAGCAGGCAUCGAGUCUGCAGGCUGACCCGCCGCGAAGAAACAACCACAAGUCCGUCCGAGUAGCGUUUGGCCCCGAUCUUGAGACGCAUAUCCCGCCGCGCGAAAGGUCCCCCGCACCACCUUUGUCGAACCACCACCGUUCUUUCACAUCUGUCGAACAGAAACAGCUGUUCGUACCGCCGGGUCGACCGACGAGCUCGUCGGGUGAGAACUCGAAUACCACGCCGACCGAGAAUGGCUCGCGGUAUACGUCAGAUCAGGCUGGAUCCGAAAGUGGCGGUGGCAGCGGAGUAGGACGGCCAACUGCGGCUUUGAAGAGGGCCAAGAGUGAUUAUGGCCCGCGCGGAGGUUUUAGUACGCCAAUGCUCGUGGAUAACGAAGACGAGGAAGACUUUGCGAUGAGGCAUGGGUGGCAGGAGGAAUACACCUCGAGCGAGUAUCUCAAGGUUCUUCAUUCGAACUUCUACAUGUAUUUCACGGAAAAGCGCCACGAGACGAGUGGCUUCCCGAGAGAUCCCGUCGGAAGCUGGCCAUCGCAGGACUGGCGAAUGAAGGACCGCCUCAAGACUGUUUCCGCCGCGUUAGCGAUUUGUCUGAAUAUCGGCGUUGACCCUCCGGACGUCGUCAAGACAAACCCGACGGCUAAACUGGAGUGCUGGGUUGACCCGACGUCUACUACUGGUGGUGGCCACAACAAGCUGAUGGAGCAGAUUGGGAAGAAGUUGCAGGAACAAUACGAGACGCUUAGUCUGAGGACGCGAUACAAGCAAUACCUCGACCCUUCCGUCGAUGAAACUAAGAAGUUCUGUGUUUCGCUUCGUCGGAAUGCCAAAGACGAACGGGUUCUUUUCCAUUACAAUGGGCACGGUGUUCCUCUGCCAACACAAUCGGGUGAGAUCUGGGUUUUCAACAAGAAUUACACGCAGUAUAUCCCGGUGUCGUUAUACGACCUACAGCAAUGGCUUGCAGGGCCUAGUCUCUUCGUUUUUGAUGUGUCUCAUGCAGGCAACAUUGUGCAGAAUUUCCACACAUUCGUCGAGAAGCACGAGAAGGAAAAUGUCGAGCAGAAGAGACUUGAUCCGAACGCCCUUGUUCAGAACUAUGGGGACUGCAUUAUUCUCGCAGCAUGUCAGAAAAACGAAUCGCUUCCUACAAAUCCGGACCUCCCGGCGGAUUUGUUCACAUGCUGUCUUACCACACCAAUUGAAAUUGCACUGCGGUUCUUCAUCCUUCAAAACCCCCUGCAGUCCAAUGUCAAAAUCGAUGAGUUCCGAGUCCCAGGUCGUUUACAGGACCGCAGAAGUCCUCUUGGAGAGUUGAAUUGGAUUUUCACCGCAAUCACCGACACUAUUGCCUGGAAGACUCUUCCCCGGUCUCUGUUCAAGAAACUCUUCCGUCAAGAUCUCAUGGUUGCGGCUCUUUUCCGGAAUUUCCUACUUAGUGAACGGAUCAUGCGCACAUAUAAAUGCCAACCGAUUUCAUCGCCCGAGCUUCCCGAGACGCACAACCACCCGCUGUGGAAAAGCUGGGAUCUGGCUGUUGAAAUGGUCCUCGCUCAGCUCCCUGCUCUAAUCGACCAUGAGGAGGGCCGUCGGCAAUACGAAUACCAACACUCCACUUUCUUCGCUGAACAGCUUACUGCUUUCGAAGUGUACCUAUCCUCUGGGCCAACUGAAAAGAGCCCACCAGAUCAACUCCCCAUCGUUCUUCAAGUCCUUCUGAGUCAGGCACAUAGGUUAAGAGCCUUGAUUCUGCUCAGUAAGUUCUUGGAUUUGGGACCAUGGGCCGUCCACUUGGCUUUGAGCAUUGGUAUCUUCCCAUAUGUCGUCAAGCUUCUGCAGUCGGCAGCUCAAGAGCUGAAGCCGGUCAUGGUGUUCAUUUGGGCACGAAUAAUGGCUGUCGACCAUACUGUUCAGAAUGACCUCUUGAAGGACAAUGGAAUCCAUUACUUCAUCUCUAUUCUAAACCCCAACUCGCCUAUUCCAGUGGGAAAUGCCAGCGAACACCGGGCUAUGUGCGCGUUUAUUGUAUCGAUAUUUUGCAAGAAUUAUACCCAAGGACAGAACGUUUGCCUUUCUUCGGAUCUCUUCGAAUCCUGCUUGAUGCACCUGGCGGAUGUUGAAAACCCAUUGCUACGACAGUGGUCCUGCCUCUGCAUUAGCAUGCUGUGGUCUGAUUUCCCAGAAGCCAAGUGGAUGGGAAUUCGUUGUGCCGCACACAAUAGACUUAUCGACCUUAUCUACGACCCUGUUCCGGAAGUUAGAGCCGCAAUGCUACAUGCUUUAACAACAUUUAUUGGUAUUCCGGAUUUGACGGAUCAAGUGGCGCAUAUCGAGGAAAGUAUCGGAAUGUCCGUGCUGCCCAUGUCAUCAGACGGUAGCGUCAUUGUCCGGAAAGAGCUCCUGGUUUUCUUCUCCACUUUCGUGAAACGCUAUCAGAACAAGUUCCUGGUUGCCGCUUACGAAGAACUCCAGGAGGAGAAGCAGGCCCUUCUUAAUAAACUAGGCCUAAGUAGCUCUCGCGAUGCGCAAACUAGCGAAGACGGUUCAGAGACCACCGCAGUCAAGCCGCAGUCAAUGUCUCGAAACACCAUCUUUGGGGCAGUUUGGAAGCAACUUCUCGUUAUGUCUGUCGACCCGCAUCCUGACAUUGCACAGGAUGCAGGGUUGAUUGUUGAUUUUAUGCACUAUUGUCUACUUGACUCACCCAUGGCCACGCUAACUGACCGACUCCGUAAUGAGAUCAUGGAUCUCUCAAGCCGAGUUGACCAGCAGUCACGGGUUCGCGAAAGGCCGAAUCCGAAUAGGGCCGCGCCACCACCUCCUCCGUCAGCGCCCCCCAAACCGGAAGGAUACAUCUCGUUGAGUCUUAGGCGAACUGCUAGUGUAGCAGCUUCGCUCAAAAACCUCGCAUUCGGUGGCCCGUCACAAGGAGACUCUCUAGAGUCGCCGCCCCUAACGUCACCCAAGAGCCGUGGUCCAGCAACCCCACGAGGCCGAGCUCCUCCCGAAUGGACUCGGCCUCCUGAAGUCAAUGACCAACUUGCUUCCCCGACAACAUACCAGCGAGCCCCGGUCCCUACGUCUCGAGGAUUUGAACGGAAAGAUCCGUCUUCGGUCCCAGUCAUACCGUUGAUGAGUAGAUUCUUAGAUUGGUCCACAGAGGUAAUUCCAGAACUCCACCAUUUGAUAAGCGCAAAAUACUUGGAAGACGUCAAACAUAUUCUUACCCAUGCCCAGUACUUCCGGGAACCCCAGAUGAAACCCAACGAGCCCGACGAGCCCGGUAGCUCAGAUUACAACGAGCGUCUCUGGAGACGUAGCCGCAACGAGAAGAUCAUCUCUGAAACACAACCCCUGAAGGGCAAGGCAGGUAGCACUCGGUGGGAUAACUCGAUAGCACUGCUGUCCAAUACCACCCAACCAUUGAAGAUGUGCUUCCACCAGUUUGAAGACCAUAUUGCUGUGGCUGACGACAGGGAUACAAUUGCCAUUUGGGACUGGCAGAACCAUAAGCGCCUAAACCGCUUCUCCAACAGAAACCCCUUGGGAUCUAAGAUUAACGAAGUCCGUUACAUCAAUGAAGAUGACCAGGCACUUCUGAUGACAGGAUCGUCUGAUGGCGUGUUGAAAGUGUUCCGCAAUUAUGAAUCUUCAAAGGACGUUGAGAUUGUGACAGCGUUCAGGGCUCUGCCAGAACUAAUCCCUAGUAAUCGAAACGCUGGUCUUGUGCUUGACUGGCAGCAAGGUCAGGGUAAGGCCCUUGUUGCUGGCGACGUCAAGGUCAUUCGCGUUUGGAACGCAGCUACAGAAGUCUGCACUAACGACAUUCCUGCACGCUCCGGCUCCUGCAUCACCUCUUUGACGUCAGACCAAGUGGCGGGUAAUAUCUUUGUCGCUGGAUUCGGUGACGGCGCGGUUCGAGUCUUCGAUCAGCGUCUCAAACCCACGGCGUCGAUGGUCAAAGUGUGGCGAGAACACAAGCAGUGGAUCACAAACGUCCACAUGCAACGCGGUGGUCUAAGGGAACUUAUAUCUGGCAGUCGGAACGGCGAAAUCAGGCUCUGGGAUCUGAGAAUGGAUAACCCCGUCUCAACAAUCUAUGGCACAAGGGACACUCUACGUACAUUGAGUGUCCACGAGCAUGCGCCUGUCUUCAUGGUCGGUACGAACCGUCACGAGGUGAAGACCUACAAUGUUGACGGGACACAUCUCUCCACCUUCGAGCCCUACUCAAGCUUUCUCUAUCACAACCGCUCUUCACCAAUCUCCAAUACCGCAUUCCACCCACACCGUACCCUUUUCGCCUGCGCCGCUCUCAACGAUAACCACAUCAACCUCGUGAGCUGCUAG